Molecule: messenger RNA, 1098 nt
Organism: Colletotrichum siamense
Lineage: Eukaryota; Fungi; Ascomycota; Sordariomycetes; Glomerellales; Glomerellaceae
Product: D-xylose 1-dehydrogenase
Exons: 1
Coding region: 1-1098 (365 amino acids)
Molecular function (GO): nucleotide binding
Source: RefSeq, a predicted model, not a curated record
AUGUCGUCCGAAACUCCCACCCUCCGAUGGGGAAUCAUCGCCACCGGUCUCAUUUCCUCGUGGUUUGUCGAAGACCUGGUCCUUGAGCGUUCCGACGCCAAAGCCAAGCACAUUGUCCAGUCUGUCGGAUCAUCGUCACUAGAAAAGGGCAAAGCUUUCGUCGAGAAGCAUCUGCCCGGCCACAGCCCGACUAUCUAUGGCAGCUAUGCCGAAGUUUACAACGACCCGAACGUUGAUGCUGUGUACAUCGGCACCCCGCACGCUUUCCACAAGCAGAAUUGCCUGGACGCGAUCAAUGCCGGCAAGAACGUUCUCUGCGAGAAAGCCUUCACGAUCACCGCCAAGGAGGCACGUGAGGUCUUUGACGCUGCUAAAGCGAAGGGCGUUUUCGUCAUGGAGGCGAUGUGGACUCGCUUCUUCCCCCUUACGCGGUCUCUUCUGAACGUUCUGCACAACGAGAAGCAGAUCGGCGAGAUUCACCGUGUCUUUUGCGACUUUGCCAUGAAUAUGAACAUCGCUUCUCUCGGCCCCGACUCCCGUUUGAAGAACCCCGCUCUCGGUGCCGGCAGCCUCCUCGACAUUGGCGUCUACAGCCUUACGUUCACAAUCCUCGGACUGGAUCCUGGUGUUGGAGAGAAGGCCGAGAAGCCGAAGAUCGCUGCGACUCAGACUCUGUCAGACGAUAUCGACAUUGCAACAUCCGCCCUUCUUCUGUAUCCCAGCGGAAAGCAGGGUAUUCUGACUGCCUCAACUCAAGUCAAAACACCUCCAGCAUUCUGUAGAAUCGAAGGCAGCGAUGGAUACGUGUUGAUCGAAGGCAUUGCCACAUCUGUUCCCGGCUCUUUCACUGUUCAUUCUUCAGAGGCGUCUGGUGAGGGAUGGACUGAAUCAACCACACCUGGUUUGAAGGCAAAGAAGUACGAUUUUGAGAGACCUGGCAAGGGCUUUUACUAUGAAGCCGAUGCAGUGGCUUUGGACAUCAAGGCUGGGCGCAAGGAGAGCGAGAUCAUGCCGUGGGCUGAGACCGUCCGUGUUAUGGAGAUAAUGGACGAGAUUAGGAGACAAGGUGGCGCGAGGUUUCCCCAGGACGAUCAAUAG